CUCACAGUGACUCGCUGAACUUCAGAGUUAACCAUAGCUCGGGCUCUUUCUCCUUUCAGGUUGUUCAUCUCCAAGAACGAGCAAUACCCAAACUGAAGGAAAAUACAUUGCACAAAAUAUUAAGAAAACUCCUUUUUGAAAAACAAAUUUCUUCGGAGAAGCUGAUUUCCUUUGGCUAGCAGGAGAAAGUGGAGAAAAUGAAGCCAAGUCUGCGAUUUUUCUUAGCUGGUUUUCUGUUUUUGAUUCUGCAGACAGGACUUUGCUAUGGGAUAAAAUGGAUAGCUCUGUCCAAGACUUCUUUGGCUUUGGCCCUGAAUCAAACCCAGCACUGCAAGCAGCUUGAAGGCCUGGUGGUUUCUCAGGUGCAGCUGUGCCGCAGCAACCUGGAGCUGAUGCAGACCAUUAUUCAGGCAGCACGGGAAGUGAUAAAGACCUGCCGUAAAACUUUCUCAGACAUGAGGUGGAACUGCUCUUCAAUAGAGCUGGCUCCUAACUACCUGCUGGACUUAGACAGAGGCACAAGGGAGUCAGCAUUUGUAUAUGCCCUCUCUGCUGCUGCCAUCAGCCACACCAUUGCCAGAGCCUGCACCACCGGGGACCUCCCUGGCUGUUCCUGUGGUCCCAUCCCAGGUGAGACACCUGGACCUGGGUAUCGAUGGGGAGGAUGUGCAGACAACCUCAACUAUGGUCUUAUCAUGGGGUCCAAAUUUUCAGAUGCUCCCAUGAAGAUGAAAAAAUCAGGAUCACAAGCCAAUAAACUGAUGCAUCUGCACAACAGUGAAGUAGGGAGACAGGUCUUGAAAGCCUCUCUUGAAAUGAAAUGUAAGUGCCAUGGGGUUUCUGGGUCAUGCUCUAUCAAGACCUGUUGGAAAGGCCUUCAAGAACUGCGAGACAUUGCAUUGGACCUCAAAACCAAAUAUUUAUCUGCCACCAAGGUUGUUCACCGGCCCAUGGGCACACGCAAAUACCUUGUGCCAAAGGAUAUUGAUAUCAGGCCAGUCAAAGAGACAGAGCUGAUUUACCUGCAGAGCUCACCUGAUUUCUGCAUGAAGAAUGAAAAAGUGGGGUCACAUGGGACCCAGGACAGACAAUGCAACAAGACUUCCAAUGGGAGUGACAGCUGCGACUUGAUGUGCUGUGGCAGAGGCUACAACCCCUACAUGGACAAAGUGGUGGAGCGUUGCCACUGCAAAUAUCACUGGUGCUGCUACGUGACCUGUAAAAAGUGCGAGAGGACUGUCGAGAGAUACGUGUGCAAAUGAAAACUCUCCUCUGCACACCUGGGAGCUAAGACAGCAGCAGCACCCCAGCACUACUCAGAGAAAACAUCUCCUCAACUAGACAUCGUUUAUCUUGUAAAGACACAGACUUGAAGAGAGAUGGUAGGAGUAACCACCAUCACACCAGUAAAAAUAAGAACGUAAAAAAACCUCCCAAAAAGCAACAAACCCACAAAUGUUUCUCUUCACUAAUAAAAUGCUCUCUGAGAAGACAAAACUUCAUUUGGGAUGGUAUCUUCUUCCAAAAUAUUUCCUAUGGUUGCCAAUGAUGUCCAGCCAUGAAGUGCCUUUGUAUUCUGAGAAAUAAAUAUAGAAACUUUCCCUGGGGGGAAAGAAAAGCACCAUUUUUUGACAAGAAGGCUCACACCUGCCCGUGCCUUCUAGCACGAGUACUGAGUCUCAAUUAGGACCAUCCCACAAGGGAAAAUGCUACAACUUUUCAGCAAUAACUACCUUUGUUGCCAAAGACUUAAUUUUCAGCAAGGAGUCAUCCAUUCUGAGUGAUAAAAAAGUGGAAAGAUUUCAGGUCAAUCCCCUGAAAUGAACAACUAAUUUUAAUCUUUCUUUUACACAAGUCUGCGACUUUGAACUGAUUGCUGGAGGAAAAAAUAUAUCCUUGAUUUGUCCAGGCUGGACAAAAUUCAGCCAUGAAAAAAAAUCCCCUGGAACCCUGGAGGCAGUGAGAGUAGGGUAGGCUGAGAAGGACUUUAUGGGGUCCACAAACAGCACUGGAGCCUUUAGGAUAAAAUAACAAAGUGAAAUUCAAGUCCAGCAGAAAAGUAAAGAAAAAAGCAAGCUCCUGCUCUCUAUCUCUUUGCCCUUUGGGUGUGACACCCUUUAGUCACUGACAUUCUUCCACAUUGAUCCAUCAAAUCCUUGAGGAAAUAUGCAACUGGCUUCUUCCCCCACAAAACUAUUGGUCCAACCUCAGGAAACUGCAGAGAGUGGAGCAGUCCUGGUUGUAGGGAGCACAUCCAUGGAAGUCAGCAGCUAUUCACAGCAGGAAGGAAUGGGAAUGGGUCAGUCCUUCACAUGGCUCUGCCCUGACACAGCAGAGAACCACUAUCUGUGGCUGUACAUAUUUUCUUUUGUAUGCAGAUAUACAGAAAUAUUUAUAUCUUGUGCUUUCAUCUACGUUACUCCCUACAUAAAUAUAUCCUUCUAUUAUAAGCAAGCAUUAACAAUAGUAUGAAAUAAAUGCUGAAGUUACUGGUGCAACAGCAAAAUGUUAGAUUAUUGUUUCACACUUCUACUUGGAAAACAAUUCUGAUUUUUCUACAAGGAUGGGAAAAGAACAUGGUUUGAGGCACUCACUGGCAUAGGGAUAGAUAAGUUUCUUUAUUCCCUGCCUCCCCAGCCUCUUAAUGUUGACCAGAAUUAGCCAAGAUACAGUCAAGACAAUGAAACAGAACACUUGGAGAAAGGCAGAGUCACCAUUGCUGUUCUGGUUUUUUUUAUCAUUGGUAAAAUUUCCUAGUGCCCCUGAGGAGCUUAAUAACAAACAUGACUCAUGUCUCUCAUGUCAUGGGUGGUUGGCUUCUGGCUCCUGCACAUGGAGAGGAGUUGCUGUGCAGGGCAGUUUUUAACAUAGCCUAGGCUCCCUUAUUUGCUUUUUUGUUUGUUAUUGUUUGUAGUUUUGUUUGGUUUUGUUUGUUUGGGGUUUUUGGUGUUGUUUGUUUGUUUUGUUUGUUUGCUUGGGGUUUUGUGAGAGAUUUUUUGUUUUGUUUUUUUAGUGGUCAUCCAGCCCUGUGUACUGAUUAUGAAAAGUGGUGUUGGAGAAGGAUGCUGCUCCAGGAACAGAAGGCAGCAGAGCUUCUGAUGUCUUUCAGAUCAUUCCUGAGCACCCCAACCCCAUGUAAAAUGCUGUAAGCAGCCAAAAAAAUCACUCCUACACAAAUGUAGAGGGACUCUGUCACUUUCCUAGGGGGAAAUAUGUCAGUAACACCACAAUCUUUCUCCAAAUCCUCUUUAUUUCCCCACUUAGUCAUUCCCUAGGGGCCAACUGCCUCUGACCUGUCUGUGAGCAGCCCUGGGGAAAUGGAAGAGAAAAGCAUCAUGUGCUUUAAGAGCAAACUUAGAGGUAUUUUGUUCUGUUCAGCUAUUUUGCUUAGCUGUAAUGGGUUUGGUCUUGUUGCCUCCUUCCACCCCCCAGUUAUGAGCAGGCAAAAAAAGGCCUUUCAUAGCUUGACUGUGGUUUGUGUUAUUAUCACCUCAUAAAAGCUGAUGGGCUAAAACAUCUCUGCAGUGCAGUGAUGAGUGGUGGGUGUCUUUAGGCUGACAUGCAGACAGGCUGGUGGCACAAAUCCCACUGCUCUCCAAUGCCAGAAUUUGGCUUCAUUUGAUACAUAAAGAAACCCUCUACUCUCAUUCUUUUAAGGAAUUUUAUGUUUAUUUCCAGUUUCUGAUGAUGCCAACAAGGCACAGAUGUUCUGACUGAAGAAAAAUUUGAGCAUUUCAAUGGCAAUCUGUAAUGACUUUUUCUUGCUCCCUUACUGAUGUCAUGAGUCUUUCUGCUUGGUGAAAAACUAGUAAAAAGAAAGAAAUGGUCUAUACAUACACUGUUUUCAGCUGCAUUUCACUCCUCCCAUGUCAAACCUGUGAUCCUUUACUGGCUUUCUCAUGUCAGAAGAAAUCAUCACCUGUAAUUAAAAGAAGUGAAUAAACCAAUUAGGCAUCUGCAGGUCUAUCAGGUGGGGAAAGGAACUCACAGCAGAACUUUAGCCAUGGUGGUAACACACACUUUGUCAUCUCAUGCCACAGAUGUCCAUUACUGAAGAUGUUGUCCUGAAAUGGCUGACUUGUUUGGAGUUUUGCAGUUUGGGGCAAACUGCAAAACUGCAUUUGGGGCAACGUUCAAAAUCUCUGCUGGCUUCUCGAGAUAAUCCAUCAUGGGCUUCAUCUGACCUUCCCUUCUUUGACAAAAGAGUCUGUAUGGUCCCAGCCCAUGUCUCAGGCUGUUAGUCUAUGAAUUAACAGUGUUACACUGCUUUUGCCAUAACUCCUAAAUUUCAGGGCCCUUUUCUUCUCUGGAGCAGCUGCACACUGCAUUAGGAGUGUGCCUAGGGUGAUGUACCUUCCUAAGGUGAGAAUCAUGCUCAGGCCAAGGUCUGAUAAACUGCAGCCUCCCUUGUUACACAGGCCUGCUUCAUCCAGCAAACUAGGGCCAUCUCAUCAGUUUGAUGGCUUUAAGCUGAGAUAAGGUAGGUUUAGAUUGGAUGUUAGGAAGAAAUUUCUCCCUGUGAGGGUGAUGAGGCUCUGGCACAGGUUGCCCAGAGAAGCUGUGGCUGCCCCAUCCUUGGAAGUGUCCAAGGCCAGGUUGGACAGGGCUUGGAGAAGCCUGGUCUAGAGGAAAGUGUCCCUGCCCAUGGCAGGGGGUGGAAUUUCUAAGGUCCACCACCUCUAAGGUCUUAUGAGCUUUUAAGGUCACUUCCACUCCAAACCUUUCUGUGAUUCUAUGAUGUCCCUCUGGAUGCUCUGGCAUUUCCAGAUUUUUUCAGAAAAUGUCUUUCUGUGAGCAGUAGACAGUACUUUCUGCUUUCCUUUCCUUUUAACAAGAACUAGGAAUAAAGGGAGUAGCUGUAAUCCAGGGCCAUACUGGUGGAACCACUCCUAGUACAUCUUUCUCCUUGAAACCUGUCUCUGAUGCUUCACUCCUUGCAUCAGCAGCAAAGUGCAGAGAGGCCAGAAAAGUGUCACAUCUCUCAGUUUCAAUUAUCAAUACAACAGGGAUCCAAAACAGAAUGGCCAAGUUAUUUUUGCAGUCUAGAGGAAGAGGUCCCUGCCCAUGGCAGAAGGUUCGAACUGGAUGAUCUUCAAGGUCCAUUCCAACCCAAAUCAUUCCAUGAUUCUGUAAUUUUUUGUUGCAUGUGCUGUGUGAAAGAUAUCUGGGAGAACAUUUGUCACAAAUGUCCAGCUUUGCAAGGAAAAUACAUCCCUCCUUCCCUUUCUCAGGCCUUCAGCAAGCAGUUUUCAAGGCUUUGCUCUGAAACACUGAGAUCCUUCAGCUACUGCAGAAAACAGCUUUAAUUACUGUGGAUGUCUUUGUCAGGUGAUGCUGUAGUUCCCUUCUUAUGUCUUACCACAUCCCAGCAGAUGAUAUAAUUUGGCCCAGCUCUAUGUUGUACUACACAGUACUGUUGGUUUGCACUAGCUGACAAAAUACAUCUGAUUUAUUCCCACAAACACUAUUACUUCACAGCUUUACAGUAUUACCUCUGAUGGAAACUGCCAAGCUAUCCUGAAGAGUAUUAUGCUGGUGGCCUUGUAGUAUUUAUUAAUUUGAAAAAAAACAAAACAAUCUAUGAUUUAAUAAAACAGUGUGGACUUAAUUCUGUUUUCAGAUCUGAGGUUUACAUCUGUAUACAUCUGGCUGACUUCGGUUUUUUUUUGAUUAAUCCCCCCAUCCUUACCCCUUCCAGUUUUAUAUCAUUUAGGUUUCUCCAUAAGGUAGGCAAAUUCCAUUCAUUAUAAAAAACUUCCAUCUGAUUGUGUAUUUUAUUCUACAAAAAUAGAAAGUAUCUUAAUUAUACUAAAGCAGGCAGCCCACAAUAUUUCACAUGCAGCUAGAAAAGCCCUUGGUUAAGGGGAAGGGGAGUGAGGGAAGAAGAAAACAAUCUGAAUACAGUUAGAAGUGUCUCUGUCAGGAAAGUGAUAAAAGAGUCCCUCAGGGACCAUCCCUCUUCCUGCUAGAAAAUAGAUCCCUGUAGACAACCAUUAUCAUUCUCCAAGUGAGACAGACUUGUGCUGCCCAGCUCUGGGCUACCUGUUUGAGGAAAGUGCUGGGAGGAGGCUCUUGAGGUACUUGGGAAUAUGGGGAAUAAGAGGAAAAUUCAGGCCUGGGAUUGAUUGUGGUUAGACCUUCACCUGUGACAAAGGAUUUGCCUUUCCCUGCAUCAGACAGGGGGUUGUGAAACACCAUUGUUUUGUUCCCAAGAGCAGAUCGGAGCUAUAACAGGCAUGACUUUCUUCCCUGCAAGGGAGAUGGAGCAGAAAACAAGAUUUGGGAGAGGGGGAGAAAGAACAGGAAACUUAAAAUCCACCUGAGAUUAAUGACUUUAACAUGUACAACAUAUUUUGUUUUGUUUUACUCUCAGGACCAGUUUCAUCAGUCAGACAGAGUUUGAUUAAAUAUCUCAGCAGAGCUUUGAUUUAUUCAUCUAAAGAACAAAUUACCCUCUCUUCAUGGAAGCAACAUUAACUGUGUUUUCUAAUUGUGAGAGCAACAACAAUAAUAAUAAAAAUAGUAACAAUAGAA
Haemorhous mexicanus (house finch) is the source of this 6534-nucleotide messenger RNA. RefSeq names its product Wnt family member 11 (gene WNT11). The transcript is spliced from 5 exons. The coding region runs from base 198 to 1262 and encodes 354 amino acids. The record is from RefSeq and is a predicted model, not a curated record. NCBI's taxonomy places the organism in Eukaryota, Metazoa, Chordata, Aves, Passeriformes, Fringillidae. Gene Ontology annotation, molecular function: frizzled binding; cytokine activity. Gene Ontology annotation, biological process: neuron differentiation; canonical Wnt signaling pathway; multicellular organism development. Gene Ontology annotation, cellular component: extracellular region.